AAAAUAAAAAUUGCGCUUGCGCUUCAUUGUUUGUUGAAUCUGUCAAAAAUAUAAUUUUAUUAAAUAAAACAAGUAUUAUAAUUGAUUAUAAUGUCUGGAAGUGAUAUAAAACAGGCUCUUCGAAAAUUAGAUUAUCCAAUUUGUGCUAAGGAAGCUUUAUAUCGAAUUGAAAUGUUAUGCAGUCGACCAGGGAAACAAAUGGAUUUGCAAAUUGAUUUAAUGUCAGAAUUUGUGUUUGGCGAAAUUGAGAGACGAAGAAAACGUAAUGUUCCGGCAGCAAUUCAGGAAUUACAAUUAAUUGAAGUAUUGAGUGAUUUCUUCCAAAAUCCAGGAGGAAGUCCAGCUGUGAGAAAUGCAUUAUUUUUAUCGCUCUAUCCAGCUGGUAGUCCACGAUAUAAAGUUUUGGGAAAUUUAGUUUCAUUGGCAAUUUCAAUUCAAAAUAAAGCCGUACUAAAUGCAACGGGAAUUUGGAUGCAACAAUUAGGCUCAACGUCACAAGAAAGUGUUGGUCUAGCGAGGCAUAUACUUAAUGAUUAUUUUGUCCUUACCUCGAAAUCAGUUGACAGACUUCAACUUCUUCCGGUGCUUGCCCCACAUUUUACCGCGAAUCUUCUCACUGCAAUUGGCGAAGUUUAUAAAGACAAAAAUCCACCUACCGACGUUCUUCGAUUAAUCGGAGAUUGGAUUAAUGACAAUCCCAGUCUGUUAUUAACUGCUUUGAUGGAUAAUCCGGCUUUACCCACUGGAGGGAUUCCUAUGACGCCAAUUACUCCAAUUGCCGGUCUCUUCAGAUGGUGUAUAUUGAGUCCGGUGCGAACAAGCGGUGAUAAUUUAAGUCAAACCGAGGAUGAACAGCGACUUUAUUCGAAAAUUCAACAACUCUUGAUGGAUUCAGUGUUGCGAUUGAAGAGCAAUAAUGGAAGUAAUAAACACGCAAUAUCGGCGCAACAUUUGGCAGCAACGACUCGCGCCUUAACAUUGGUUUUACAAAGUUUCACUAAUAUUGAAUCAAUUUCUCGCGAUCUUGCAAUGGAACGAUUAGCGCAAGCUGUCAGUGCAGCAAUGUCAGCAAAUUGUAUAUAUGGAAACAAACAGGAACUUUUGGCUCUCUUACAAUCCUUAUCCUAUCAACAUUUCCUGAUUGAAUGGACACUUCAGACAUAUUCGUCGAAAGCUGCAUAGAAAAAUUUGUAAGUUUGUAAAUUAUGUAUUUAUAUUUACAUAUAUAUAUGUACAUGGAAAUUUGUAUAUUAUAAAAUUAAUUUUUAAUGAAA
Leptopilina boulardi is the source of this 1274-nucleotide messenger RNA. Its product is annotated as integrator complex subunit 15. NCBI's taxonomy places the organism in Eukaryota, Metazoa, Arthropoda, Insecta, Hymenoptera, Figitidae. Bases 91 to 1182 code for a protein of 363 amino acids. The transcript has 4 exons. The record is from RefSeq and is a predicted model, not a curated record.